CUCGAAGAAAAGUUCUACAUCUGAAAAAGGGAAUAAUUUCAGCCCUGUAAAUUUAUUUGUGAAAUGUACAGAAACAUCAUUUUCUGAGAAUAGUUAUUCAUCAACAAGUGACACAGUUUCUUCAAAUUUAACUGACAGUCCAGAUGGUUUAAAAAAAGGUAAACCAAAGGAUAGUACCAAAAUUGGUGAGUCUGAAGAAAAGUUUAUCGCACAAGAUGAGAAACAAGAUAACAAUAAUAGUCCUCAAAAAAGGCAAGACAAUUGUCUAGAAAAUUUGAAGUCCAAAGAAAGUAGUGUAACAAAAAAUGACAAUCAAAUAUAUGAACAGAAAGCAGUUUCAGAACAAAUUAGACUUGAACAGGAGUUGAAAUGUGGUGAAAGUAAUGAAAUUCAUACAGACUUUGAUAAUCACAGUAAUUCAUCAGCUGGUGAACUGCAUAUGAGUAUGGGAUCAUCUGAAAAUUCAACCGUUAACACUGUGGAAGAAGUGCAAGUUUCAUUUAACGGAGCUGGAGAAAAAGUAGCUUUGUUGAAAGGGGGUCACACAGACAAUAACAUUUCAGAUCAAGUUUUAAAGGAUGAAAGUUUGGAAUGUGCAGACAACAAAAUAGGAUGUUCAUCUUUUUUAUUUAAACGUGUUGAACUAUUUGAUGCGCCUUCGCUAGAUGACUUUUCAAAUAUGUCAACCCAAAAAACAGCUCUGUCAUCAGAGUCACCUUAUAAUUUUAACAUGAAUAGAAAUGAUGCUCACAAAAUAAGCCACCACAAAGAUCUGAAUAUGGAUGACUCUGAUGAAUAUCAUUUGCAUGCAUUGGACCCACCAUUGGAACCACGAUCUGCACACCCAUAUGCUGAUACACGAUUUCAGCCCCCUGCAGUAAAUGAAAAUUUUCCAUUUACACCAAAACCAGAUUCUUAUGAUUUUAACGAGUCUGAAUCAUUACAGCCAAAUGAAACAUUACAUUCAUUGAAAAAGCCUCACAGGACAUGCAGUAGUGAACAUAAAAUAUCUACUGUAGGUCAUGUUAAUUUGAACCACAAAAUUUCUUCUGCCAAUAGUGGAGUUUCAUCAUGUGACAUCGAUGCAAUGAACAAUCAGGUUUUUGAACCAACAGUCCCUGUUGUAUCUUCUGCCCCUUUGAUACCAGCAGCACAAAUAAACAGACAUGAAAAUUCCCAAUACAAAACCACAGAAGACGAUCAUGUGAGGAACAGAAUUCAUAAUGAAACCAUUGAUCAUAGACUUUUUGAACCAACAUUUACACUUUCAAAUACUCAGCAUAUAGUGGAUGAAAAUGAGACUGGCCAUUCAAGUACUUCAAAUAGGGACAAUGAAGACAUUUUCACUGACAGGUCAAAAAGAGUUAAUUCAUUACCUACAGGAUUGCUUUAUACCUGCCAAAUAAGUUCUAUUACAACUAAUAAUGCAGAAAAAGUUUUAAAUUUAUGCACAAUGUCAGUAAGUCGAGCAAUGGACUAUCUAGCUAUAGGACCAGAUUUUUUCAAGAAUCUUGGUUACUUUCUGGACCCACAUAGUAAUUAUGGUAAUGAAAGGUCAUGGUAUGGGUUAACAUUGGCUGUUUUAAGAUUACCAGAAGAAAAGGUCAAAAGCAUAAGUCACCAUACUAAAGGAAAUCCAGAGAUUGGCCACUUUCUAGCUACUUUAGAGUAUUAUGUUGCAGAAGAGAAACAUCUCAGUGACAUUGUCCAGUAUUUUGUUCAGCCACUUUCUUUAAGACUGGAUGUAAUACAGUACUUCAAAAAACAUCACAAAGACUGUUCUGUGUGUAAUGCAUUAUACCUGACAGUCCCACACAGAAGGGACAUUUCAAAUUCUACGGAGGAUGUUAGAAAAGUGAGUGCUUCUCACCACGAAGGAAGUUAAUGAUUUUUAGUUGUUACUUGUAAGAAUGUCAUCAUUCAGCUAUAUUUAUACUGUCAUUUAACAUGUUUAAUUUAAACUGGAUUUUAGUUUAAAGAGAAAUGAUUCAAGUAUAUUUUCAAUAGCAGUAAUAAACACUCCUUGUUGUUUCUUUUAACAUGUGCCAGUCAAUUACAUAGUUAGAUCUUCAUAUAUUUCAU
Molecule: messenger RNA, 2082 nt
Organism: Mytilus californianus (California mussel)
Lineage: Eukaryota; Metazoa; Mollusca; Bivalvia; Mytilida; Mytilidae
Exons: 3
Coding region: 440-1885 (481 amino acids)
Source: RefSeq, a predicted model, not a curated record